Molecule: messenger RNA, 816 nt
Organism: Triticum turgidum subsp. durum (durum wheat)
Lineage: Eukaryota; Viridiplantae; Streptophyta; Magnoliopsida; Poales; Poaceae
Source: the annotation of a GenBank genome assembly
AUGCUGACUCUGGAGGACAACCCAUUUCUGCCAGCUCCAUUUCUAGUUGAGUUUGGCAAGUUGACACACCUCACAUACUUGUGGCUGUCGGGUAUGAACAUGACAAGUGAGAUACCUGAGAGCAUAUCAAGCCUCAUAGAGCUCAGCCUCUUGGUCGUGACAACUAAUAUGCUGCAAGGCCCAAUUCUGACAUGGGUAUGGCGGCAUAAGAAGCUUCGGUACUUGUACAUGUUUAACAAUGGUUUGACAAGCGAGAUUUCAUCCAGUGUCACAGCCGUAAACUCGGUGGAGCUUGAUGUGUCCUCAAACAAUCUAACAUGGUCAAUACCAGAUGACUUUGGUAAGCUGAUCAACCUUACCCUGUUGUUUCUAUACAUUAAUCAACUUCAUGGGUCAAUACCGCCAAGUAUUGGGUUGCUGCCGAAUCUCAGAGACAUCCGGCUAUUUGAGAACAUGUUAACUGGUUCUCUUCCACCAGAGCUCGGAAGGCACUCACCGCUAGUCAAUCUUGAAGUCUGUGACAAUAACCUUUCUGAAUCGCUAGACGGUUACUGUCUGUUGAACAAUUUAAUGUUGUACAACAAUCAUUUUACUGGAGAGUUCACCAAGAGCAUCUGGUCAGUAGUGACAAAUCAGCUAAUGACAGUUAUGAUCCAAAACAACAAUUUCUCUAGGACCUUUCCUACCCAGCUACCAUGGAACUUUUCAUGUCUUGAGAUGAGCAACAACAGAUUCUCUGGUCCCAUUCCAACUUUAGCAUGCAAAAUGGAAGUAUUCAGGGAAGUAAAUAACUUGCUUUCUGGCCAAAUUCCCUAG